UCGAGCGCACGCAGCAGACGUCAUGUGACAGAGGGGCGUGGCCGCGAACCAGGAAACACACACCGCCGCUGCGAAUCUCAACAAAGCUCUCAUCAUGGCGUACCAUGCCGGGAUCCAAGAGGAUCCCAAUGUUUUGGUCCAGAACAUCAGUUCCAACAUCCAGAGGAUCACACAGCUGACCUCGGAGUUGCAGAGAUCGGUGUUCCUGCUGGGUACCGACCAGGACAGCAGCCAGCUCAGACAGACUCUUCAACAGAAACAGCAGCAAGGUAACCUGCUGGCGAAAGAUACCGACAAACUGAUGAAAGUCUUCACCUCUCUUCCCAUCGGCCCAGACCAGCGGCAAAGGAAGCUGCAGAAAGAGCGGCUGCUGAACGACUUCUCGGCCGCUCUAAACAGCUUACAGAAGACGCAGCGGCAGGCGGCCGACAAAGAGCGGGAGUUUGUGGCUCGGGUCAGAGCCGGCUCAAGACUGUCGGGAGGUCAGCCUGAAGACAGCUUUGGAAAUGCAUCUCCAAGUUACACCCAGGUUCAAGCACAGACUGAGGUGAUGACAGAGGAAGACCUGAUACUGAUUAAAGAGAGAGAAUCUGCCAUCAGGCAGCUGGAGUCCGACAUCACAGACAUAAAUGACAUCUUUAAGGACCUGGGCAUGAUGGUUCAUGAGCAGGGAGACAUGAUAGACAGCAUAGAAGCCAACGUGGAGAGUGCAGACACCAAUAUCCAGGCAGGCACACAGCAGCUUGCAAGAGCUGCAGACUAUCAGCGGAGCUCCCGGAAGAAGAUGUGCAUCCUGAUGGUCGUUCUGGCUGUGGUUGCUGUUGUAAUAGGACUCAUCAUCUGGGGCUCUCUGAAAAAAUAAGACCUUCCUCUCACCGCUGACGUUGUCCGCCUGGACGAAAUAUGAAACACUCUCCCUCUUCUCCUAAGUUGUCUUAUUUCACCCUCUACACCCCACCAUGAAAUUGGUCUGCCUGGUCUUUGACACUUCUGGUCAUUUUAUUGUGGAUGGGGGUGGGAGGGGGGCUUUAAGUGACUUGUUUGUCUGAUUCACAUGACACAGUGUUGAUGUCUAUUAUUGCUUCAUUGAUUAAGCGACGCCACAACUAUUUCAGAGUCUCUCGUUUGAAUGUAAUGGGAGAUUAUAUAGAUUAUAGAUAACUUCUUGGUUAUGUCGAGCAGUAUGGAAGUCACCAGUGAUUAUCCUAAUGCUUAUUCUCAUUAGGUUAUAAAUUGAAGUUCGCACAAACCAAAUACAAACUAUCAUCAAAUAUCUGUUUUAAGUUAAUAAUUUGUACAGGAAUUUAGUUGAUUUACAGAAUAUAUAUAUAGUUUGCUAAUAAUUGGCACAUUAAGCUAACAUUCCAGACAAUAGGGCUGAGAUUUGUUCUUUAGGUCGUUUUUGUUUCAGACGUAAAGAGGUUUUUAAACCUUUUUUGUUAAUCCCAUAACCCUGUCCAUCCUGUACAUAUUCACCUGGUGAGGCUAGGGUUGAGUACCUAUCUAAAAUGUGUUUAUGUGUAUGUGUAUGGGGUUGAUUUUAACCUGCUGACAUGUGACACUCCCAUGCACCUUCAUCAUCAGUUUCUGUUGAUUUUAUCUCAUCAUUUAUCAGAGAAAGGAUCCGAUUACUGUAGCGGGCGCUGAGUGAUGAUCAUUUAGUGACUGCUACCUAUACUGUACAUAAACAAUCCAAAAUCAAACCAAAGUCCAGCCAGGCCCAGUAUGUCAAACGCAGAGUCCUGUAAUAUAAGACAGACAUUAAUGCCACGGUUUCAGAAACAUUUUGAUGCCUCUAAAAUCAUUUUGCCAUGUAUGAUUUUUAAUAUGGAUGUUUAAGUUCUGAUUAUAAUGCUGAAUAAAAUACAGAACCAAAAGUG
This is a messenger RNA of Fundulus heteroclitus (mummichog), 1880 nucleotides long. It is a transcript of the gene stx7l, whose product is annotated as syntaxin 7-like. Gene Ontology annotation, biological process: vesicle-mediated transport; intracellular protein transport; vesicle fusion. Lineage: Eukaryota; Metazoa; Chordata; Actinopteri; Cyprinodontiformes; Fundulidae. Gene Ontology annotation, molecular function: SNAP receptor activity; SNARE binding. Gene Ontology annotation, cellular component: endomembrane system; SNARE complex; synaptic vesicle. The transcript has 10 exons. The record is from RefSeq and is a predicted model, not a curated record. The coding region runs from base 95 to 862 and encodes 255 amino acids.